CAGUUGAACUGCUCGUGUUGAAGGAAAUUCUAAACACAACAAACAUAAACGCCACCGAAGAAAGACGUCAAAAUUCACAAGUCUUGUCUGAACAAUCAAGAAUACUAAUAAGGUCUAACGAGAAAAUGCAUUCGGCAACAAAGAAAAUUAAUAUAUUGUCUUUCGAUGGUGGAGGAAGUCGAGGUGUAAUGGAACUGAAGAUACUGGACGACGUUCUACGAUUAACAACAAUUGUGUUGAAAAAUCCUGGAACGGUAGACUACCUUACAAACGAAGACAAAAAUGAAAGCAAUGUUAAUUUCUUAGAAGAUGAAAGCGUUCGAAAACGUGUGAUCAAGGACAUGGAAGCAGUUAAGGAUCCCAUUCAUCCCACAGAUGUUUACGAUAUGAUAGUUGGUACCAGUACAGGAAGUUUGAUUGCAUUUGGUUUAGUUGGUGGAAAUAAAGUCGGAGAUAAAGAUCAUGAAAGGAAACGGAUGACUGUGGAAGAAUGCACUCAGAUGUAUAAGACUAAAGCUAGGGAAAUCUUCCCUUGGCGUGCUAAAUUUUUUGGCAUUCCAACAUCACCAUAUAGACUAGCUAAUGUAGAGGAAGCUCUAAAGGAUCAGUUUGGUGAUUGCUGCUUAUAUGAUAUUGGCGGCAAAGAUUCUUCGAAAACCGUGGCCGGAGCUGUUGCUAAAGAACUUGGCAAAAACCAAAAUCUCGUCAUGUUUGAUACAUUUAGCAAAGACAACAGGUAUUACAAGGCUUACAAGGUCUUGCUUGCAUCCUCAAGUGCCCCAAUAUUCUUUGACAAGCCAACCGAAAUUGGCAGUCAUAAAUAUGUCGACGGAGGUAUUGGUGGUAAUUGUCCUUUAGCACAAGCAAUUCCGCGAGCAAAGGAAAUUUUUGGGGAAAAUGGUGAACACGUGGAAAUAACUUCUGUUUUAUCCAUUGCGCCUCCUUCCAAAUUAGAACCUCCUCAAGAUAAUGACCGUGUAGAUUGGGCAAAGUAUUUGGUGAAUUUAUCCACCGAUGGAAAUGCAGUGUUUAACGAAGUUGUGAAGCAAAAUAAUCAGACCAAAACUUUGUUCCAAAGGUUGGAGCCACGUGGUGAUAGAUUGAAAUAUUUCAAGCUUGAUGAAAGGGAUACAGACAAGAUGAUAAAAAAAAUGGAAAAAGAAAAGCUUGAGAACGACAUGUUUUUGGUUGAUGUAGUUGCCUCUGCAAUGGUUGUCUUUCUUAUGUAUAUUGAGAAGAAAAAAAAUGAUAACAAAAUUGCGUUGACCAUUGCAGCACAACUUGCUGAAGCUGCAGGAUGUGCAUACCAAAGCAAAAACGAAUACGAAUCGGCAAUCAUUUCAUACCAAACAAGCAAACGUCUGCAAGAGAAAGUCAGCAGUGACAUCACUACGAUUAAGAACAUUACGUAUAGCAUCGCAAACUGCUAUAAACAACAAGGAGACUUUAGGUCUGCAAUAGAUUUAUUCAAGUCCAACGUGAGAGACCUUUGUCGCCAUGGAGAUGACAAAAAGAGUAAAGAUGUACUCGUUGACACUUUAAUUGAAAUAGCUGACUGUUACCUGACAACUUCUGAUUACAUUGAUGCAGAAAUAUAUUUGAAUGAAAUCCCUGAAGAAAGGAAGAAAUCUGCACGUUUUCUAACCUAUUUAGCAAGGUGUAAGCAGCAAAAAGGAGAAAUUGAAGAAGCUGCCGAUCUUUACAGGGAGGCAGCUAGUUAUACUAAAGACAACGAUAGCUAUGACAAGGCUAAAAUUCUUAGUAACCUAGGGUUGUGUUUCUUAAGUGUAAAAAAGAACGAUGAAGCCGAAGUUCUUAUUUCCAAAGCCCAAGAUAUGAGAAAGAGUAUAAAAGAAGAAAGAAAACAGGAAAACGAUGCACAGGAGGCCGAGUUUUUUUUUAACGACGGGCUUUGCUUGAUACAGAAAAAGAAAUACAGCGAAGCAAUAAAAAAAUUAGAAGAAGCUAAAGCCAAAUACGAUCAAAUUGGAGAUAAAAUCAGCGUUUCAUUGACAUUGAGAAAUUUGGCAAUAUGCAAAUCCAAAACCGAAUCCACAGAUUCCUUGAAUUACGCGCAACAAGCUCUGCAAAUGAUGAAGAAACAUACUUUUCAGAAUAAUAAUCCCGGGAAUAAUGAAAAAAAUCCAGGUAUUGCUAUAAGCUUGUCAGUUCUUGGUCAGUGCCUUUUCAAGGCUGGAAGAUUUAAAGAAGCAAAGAUAGAGCUGCUAAAGAUUUUGGAUGUGAUGAAACAUCUGUUUUCAGAAAAUCAUCCAAGACUGAUCAAAGUUAAUAAGCUCCUGUGCAAAUUGGAAAAGAAAAACGGCGAAAAAGAAAAGGCAGAAAAUAACGACAAGAAAAAGAACGAACCAAAUUGCAAGAGACAAAAAAUAAUCAAAAGAUUACAAAAUGCAAGACGUAUGCUAGGCUUUUGAAACAAGGCGUUUGAAACGAGUGAAAAAUGAAAAUAUCAGUUUUUACAACCAUUUACAAGCACCGGCACUUUAACUAGCAUGUUUGUCAUCAUUCAUGAGAAACUUAUUACUUUAAGCUGUCAAACUUGUCACUUUUUUAGCAAAAUGUUGAGAGCAAAUCGACAUUAUUAGUAAUUCCCACCAGCUAUAUGACAUAAUUCAAUUGACUGUCACAUUUUUACAAAAUUGACUUUUCAGCGUUCAUAUAAUUCAAAUAGCUAUCGUUCAUUUAAGUAUUGUACAAUUAUUUUGAAGUAGAUUUGCCUUUCAUGUAUGUUUUACUUCUUAUUAAACUUUUAAACCUUUAUUUUGGGAAGCUGGUUGUGUUCCGCAAAAUAAAAAAAACAGGUGAUGUCUUUGCCUUUGUUAUACAGUAAAUGAAAGUAAUGCUAUAGUUAAUUUGUACCGAAUCUCAGUAGUUGGUUGGCCUUAAUGACCUUUCAUCAUGUCAUCUAUGAAUGGCCGUACAUUGUACUUGUGUGCAUCAUGCACUUAUAACAUUGUUUUCUAAAGUAUACACUGCUUGAGCCGUGUGUUGCAUAAUUUGCCAUGUAAAACUGCUCGAAGCAUAUAGAUUUUCCCAAUGCUUGAAAUACAAGACAUUCCUAAUGGUUAAAUUUUA
This is a messenger RNA of Xenia sp. Carnegie-2017, 3093 nucleotides long. RefSeq lists its product as uncharacterized. Gene Ontology annotation, molecular function: protein binding. Lineage: Eukaryota; Metazoa; Cnidaria; Anthozoa; Malacalcyonacea; Xeniidae. Gene Ontology annotation, cellular component: membrane. Gene Ontology annotation, biological process: arachidonate metabolic process. The transcript is spliced from 2 exons. Bases 126 to 2432 code for a protein of 768 amino acids. The record is from RefSeq and is a predicted model, not a curated record.